AUGGCCUUUGCUUUUUUCCUGCAGCUUGAGACAUAUCAGGCUUGUGUUUAUGUUGAAAAAAAUUUCGAACUUUGUGACAUAUAUUUGGCAGCGGCUGACGUUGUAAAAAAGCUGGUAUCUACUCGAGAUGAGAGUAAGAUAGUGGACAAUAUUACACUCUACUGCAACAAAGAUAAUACAAUUGAUGGUUAUUGUCAAGUUACAAGCACUUCGGAUAUAGUUUCUGGCUGCGUGAUUCAAAUUGUUCUAAAUGAUAAAAUUCAAAUUGAAAGACAAGUACAAGUUGUCGGUCACAAUUUUCAAGUACACAGUUAUAGAUCACCACAUUUUUGUGAUUAUUGUGGGGAAGUAUUAUUUGGUUUGGUACGUCAAGGUCUACGCUGUUCAGGUUGUAGUCAAAAUUUUCACAAAAAAUGCGCGUACAAAAUACCCAACACAUGUACUGGUAUAAGUACUAGAUCAAGUUUAACGAAACAAUCCAGUUUUGAAAUAAAUAACCAAUCAUCGUCCAAUUUGUCAAAAACUACCGUUCAAUCGCAUUCUGUUCAUGGAAAUGAAGACCAAUCUCUAUCAGUUCAGUUUCAGAAAAAUAAAACUCAACGAUCUUUAGAUACCGGUUUGGAGAGCAAGUCGACUGAUUUGAAAAGUCACUUAAAUCAUGAAGCUAAUGAUCAUGAUCUCAGUAAUACAACAAUUCAAAGGUAUAAGACAAUUAUUAAGAUUGGUCAAAUUCAACCAAUUAAUACAUCACCUCUUAGAAAAAGUAGUAUACUACUAGGUAAACCAUUAUGGAGUCAACAAGUUAUUGAAAAACCACUUGAAGUUCCGCAUACAUUCGAGUUGAGACGAAGUGCUAAGCCUAUUGUUUGUCAAAAUUGUCAUCGUUUAUUACAUGGAUUAUUUCGGCAAGGUUUACAGUGUAAAGACUGUAAAUUAUGGGUACAUAAGAAAUGCGCCACAUCGAUACCGAACAAUUGUGAUGGUGAACAAUUUUCUCAAGAAGACAAUCCCAUCAAAGAUACACAAUCAAGAAAUUCAUCCUCACUAUCAAUAACAACAUUGUUAGGAGUACAAGAUCCAACGGCAUUAUCAUCAUCAUUAUCAUCCACAUCAUCGUCAUCAAGUGGACCAAGUAAAUUUAAAAAACGUUUAUUUCUUCGUGGACAGACAGUUAGUGCUAUUAAUUCUCAAACUACAAAUGAACAACAACAACAACCGGAAACACCAUCAAUCGAUCAAAAACAAAACAGAUUUUUACAUACAACACAAAGACAAGUAACUGAAGAAAAUCUAUGCUCACCAUCAAAAAAUGAACUGACAGAAAUUCAACCACAUUUUGUAGAGCCAACAUCAAAAUUAUUAUCUUCAUCAAAUUCUUCCACUGAUAAUAAAUUAAUUCAUUCUACUGAUGUAAAGAAUAUUCAGUCAACAAUUGAAGAACGUAAAGCACAUUUUCGUGCACGACAUCAAAUUAAACAACUAUGUGAACCGGAUAUGAAAUUUAAUGAUUUAGUUAAAUCAGCUGAUACCGAUCCACAGAGUAAUGAAAAUGUUGAUCAAACAACUCAUUUACAAAUGGAUUUACAUAACUUAUCAACUGAUUUAAGGAGUUCAAUUGAAAGACCUUUGGUAAAGGUUAAUCCAUUGUUAUGUGGACAACGAAAUAUUCCAUUAAUGCGUGUAGUUCAAUCAGUUCGUCAUACUAAACGUUCUGGAAGUAGUUUAAUCAUUAGAGAAACUUGGAUGGUUCAUAGAACUAACAAGGAUCCAGUUUUGCGUCGACAUUUUUGGCGUCUUGGGACUAAAUCAAUAACAAUGUUUUAUCAUGAGAAAACAAACCGUUAUUUCAAGGAACUUAAUUUAAACGAUAUCAUUUGUUUGGAACCAGCUGGUACAAAUCCUUAUCCAUGGUGUCAUCCAAACACUUCUCAGGCUACUACUACUACUACUACUACAAUAGCCGCAACAAAUAAUUGUCCAAAUACUAUUAAUAAAAAUAUAAAUGAUUGUGAAACUCGUUUAAAGUUAUUGAAUCUUAAUGAAUUCACUACAAGGUUAAUUAAAAAUAAUAAUAACGAUAUAAAAUUAGAUAAUUCACCUAUUAUACCAGAUCAUGUGUUUGAAUUACGUUGUGUUGAUGAUUUAAUUUAUUAUGUUGGUCAGUUAGGUUAUAUGGAAAGUUUAGAUAAUGAAAAUGAUACUUCAUUAUUGUUUAAAUUACAUUCUCGGCGUAAAUCACAUUUUCCAGCAUUGCCAUCAGCUGUAUCUUAUGUACGUAAAGCUUCUGCUCCACUGUAUGGUUUAGUAUAUUUACCUGAACCACCAUCACAGCCACCGUUAUCAUCAUCAUCAUUAUUGACUACAAAUAUGAAAUCAUCUAAUUUCUUAAAAGUUGAUUUAUCUCAAUGUAUGAAAACUCAAAUGACUGCGAUUCUUCCACCACCUCCAGGAACUGGUUUAGAUUUAGCAAAACAUUUAGAAACAGCUAUACGUCAAUCAAUGCUACCUUUAACUUCAAGAACAAGUUCACAGAAAAAUACUACAAUCAACAAUGUAAAUUAUCAAUCUACAAAAAAAGUGCAACAACAAGGAGAUAAAGAAAUCUUGGAACAGACUCAUGGAGCACAAAAAUCCAUGACUUCAUCAAUUACAAAUAAUAAAUUUAUUAUACCAAAACUUAUGGCAAGUAAUUCAUCAAUAUGUAAAGAUCCAGUCAACAUAUCACAGUGUCCACAAAUUUGUAAUGAAGAAGUUGAUGAAAAAACUACGGAAAUAUCAGAUUUAGAAAAAGCUGAAGAAGAUGAUGAUGGUACAGGGAGUUCAAUAAGUGCUUUUAUUGAAAGUAAACAACCUAGUGAUAAUGUUCAAGCAUUGUAUGAAAUAUUUCCAGAGGAAGUUUUAGGCUCUGGACAAUUCGGUAUUGUUUAUGGAGGUAUACAUCGUAAGACGAAACGUGAAGUGGCCAUUAAAGUCAUUGACAAAUUACGAUUCCCUACUAAAAGAGAGGCGCAACUAAAGAAUGAAGUAUCCAUUCUGCGUAAUCUUAAUCACCCUGGAGUGGUAAAUCUUGAAAGAAUGUUUGAAACACCAAAGCGCGUAUUUGUGGUAAUGGAAAAACUAGCAGGUGACAUGCUGGAAAUGAUCCUUGGAUCGCCACAAGGUCGACUGACAGAACGAGUUACGAAAUACCUGGUGACACAAAUACUAGUUGCUUUGCGAUAUCUCCACCUGCGAAGCAUAGUACAUUGUGAUCUCAAGCCAGAAAACGUCCUACUGGCUAUACCACCUAACACAGAUGUGAAUAAUAUGGGACUCCCAGAAGUUUCUCAGAGUGUGGCCCAACAGUUCCCCCAGAUCAAGCUGUGCGACUUUGGAUUUGCAAGGAUUAUAGGCGAUAAGUCCUUCAGGCGAUCGCUGGUUGGUACACCAGCAUACCUAGCUCCUGAAGUACUGAAAAACCGUGGAUACAACCGAGGGAUCGACAUGUGGUCUGUUGGAGUGAUACUUUAUGUAAGUCUUAGUGGGACAUUCCCGUUUAAUGAAGAGGAGGAUAUAGCCGAACAGAUAGAAAAUGCCGAAUUUAUGUAUCCGAGUGACCCGUGGGACAACAUAUCUGAAGACGCCAUACACCUAAUAACACAUUUGCUGCAAGUACGUCUGCGAAACCGAUUCUCCGUUGAGAGAAGCCUUAACCACAUUUGGAUGCAGGACUACAUAUGUUGGUGCGACUUGCGUCGGUUGGAAGCCACACUCUCAAAUGAAAGUCGGUUUCUUACUGCAAGUGCAGAUGAUGCACGGUGGGAAAGAUAUCGUGAAAAGUGGAACAGCGAGAUUGAUGCAGAACCAAGGAAUCGUGUUUCCGAUCAGACGUCAUACAAGCUUCCUACAUGGAAGGAACUCGCUUGGAGAACAGACAUAAAUUUUUAG
Molecule: messenger RNA, 3927 nt
Organism: Schistosoma mattheei
Lineage: Eukaryota; Metazoa; Platyhelminthes; Trematoda; Strigeidida; Schistosomatidae
Source: the annotation of a GenBank genome assembly